Malaya genurostris is the source of this 1021-nucleotide messenger RNA. It is a transcript of the gene SrpRbeta, whose product is annotated as signal recognition particle receptor subunit beta. The transcript is spliced from 4 exons. The record is from RefSeq and is a predicted model, not a curated record. Gene Ontology annotation, cellular component: Golgi apparatus. Gene Ontology annotation, biological process: protein localization to organelle; intracellular protein transport; Golgi to plasma membrane protein transport. The coding region runs from base 126 to 854 and encodes 242 amino acids. Gene Ontology annotation, molecular function: GTP binding. Lineage: Eukaryota; Metazoa; Arthropoda; Insecta; Diptera; Culicidae.
GUCAUCAUCAAACUGGGCACGGUGUUUUACUUCUCGAACGGACGGGCCACUUUGAAUUAGCGGGUUUUUGGCCAGCUGUCCAGAUUAUCGAAUCAUUUCGAUAGUAACUUUUGUUGUUGUGCAAAAUGGAGAAAAUCAACCGUAAAUCCGCAGCCAGGGCAUCGAUACAACUGGGUGAAUUGGACUACACCCCCAUACUGCUGGCCUGUAUUGUGAUCCUGGUGACACUGGUGUUACUUUAUGUGUGGAAAAAGAAACGCUCAGCCCGUUCGGAUGUGCUAUUUAUGGGACUCUGCGACUCGGGCAAGACGUUACUGUUUUCCAUCUUGAUUUUGGGCGAGGAGAAGGAAACGUUCACUUCCACCAAGGAAAAUGUGGGCCAUCUGAUGACCUCUCAGGGCGAGCUGCGAUUGGUGGAUGUUCCCGGGCAUGAACGAUUGCGGAGUAAAUUCUUCGACCAGUACAAAAACCUGGCUAAAGCAAUCGUUUAUGUGGUCGAUAGCUCAACGGUGACCAAGGAUGUUCGGGAUGUUGCUGACUUCCUGUACACUAUCCUAGCGGACAAAGCGACGGCUUCAUUGCCGUUGGUUGUUCUAUGCAACAAACAGGAUUUAGCCUUGGCCAAAGGAGUAACCGUAAUUAAAAGUCUUCUGGAGAAGGAAUUUGACGUUGUGCGCCAGACACGAACGAGCCAGCUGCAAUCGGUUGAUGCACAGAAUUCGGAUGCCGUCUUUCUGGGGAAGUCGAAUGAGGACUUUGAUUUUAGUCAAAUUUCUCAAACGGUUAAAUUCAUGCCCUGUUCUGGUCAGGAGGUUCAGCUGGACGAGUUAACCGCAUUUCUGGAUACGUUGUAAGAUCUGUAAAAAAACACUUCACUUUUCUACUUUCUUCGCGUGAUCAGUUUUGAUUGAUGUGACGGUUAUUCCAAUACUUUUGAUUACUAAGGUUAAUAAUAUAUCAUUUUCCGGUAGGGCGCCAGUGUAUUUUGUUUUACUAAUAAACGUUAAGUUAUUUUUUUGAA